This is a messenger RNA of Hippopotamus amphibius kiboko, 992 nucleotides long. Its product is annotated as sulfotransferase 1C1. The transcript is spliced from 7 exons. Gene Ontology annotation, cellular component: cytoplasm. The record is from RefSeq and is a predicted model, not a curated record. Gene Ontology annotation, molecular function: sulfotransferase activity. Bases 1 to 915 code for a protein of 304 amino acids. Gene Ontology annotation, biological process: sulfation. NCBI's taxonomy places the organism in Eukaryota, Metazoa, Chordata, Mammalia, Artiodactyla, Hippopotamidae.
AUGUCCUUGGAGGAAAUGAAAGAUCUCCACCUGGAGGAGAAAUACCUGCAACCAGAAACCAAAGAAGUGAAUGGAAUCCUCUUGACCAAGAUCAUAAGUGAUAAUUGGGACAAAAUCUGGAAUUUCCAAGCAAAGCCUGAUGAUCUGCUCAUUGCAACGUAUCCAAAGGCAGGCACAACCUGGACCCAGGAGAUGGUGGACAUGAUUCAGAAUGACGGGGACGUGCAGCAGUGCCAGCGGGCCAGCACCUUCGACCGGCAUCCUUUCAUUGAGUGGGCCUUACCCCCACCCCUCAACUCAGGUCUGGACCUGGCCAACAAGAUGCCUUCUCCGAGGACGCUGAAGACUCACCUGCCUGUUCAGAUACUCCCCCCUUCCUUCUGGAAAGAAAAUGCAAAGAUCAUCUAUGUGGCCAGAAACCCCAAGGACUGUCUGGUGUCCUAUUACCAUUUCUCCAGAAUGAAUAAGAUGGUGCCAGACCCUGGUCCCUGGGAGGAAUAUGUUGAGAUAUUCAAAGCUGGGAAAGUGCUGUGGGGCUCCUGGCACGAUCACGUGAAGGGGUGGUGGGACGCCAAGGACCGGCACCGCAUCCUCUACCUCUUCUACGAGGACAUGAAGGAGGAUCCAAAACGGGAAAUUCAGAAGAUACUGAAGUUCCUGGAAAAAGAUGUAUCAGAGGACGUUCUGAAUAAAAUCGUCUAUCACACCUCCUUCGAUAUAAUGAAGCAAAACCCGAUGGCCAACUACACCACGCUGCCCACCAGCAUCCUGGACCACUCCAUCUCCCCCUUCAUGAGGAGGGGGAUGCCUGGGGACUGGAAGAACUACUUCACAGUGGCUCAGAACGAGGACUUCGACAAGGACUACGAGAGGAAGAUGGCCGGGAGCACCCUGACCUUUCGCACGGCCAUCUAAGCAACAGGGAGCCGGCAGCGCCCCUCGCUAGACUUUAGACGUUUGAGUCUCGUGAUCAGGACACUGAAAACCAUGAA